Messenger RNA from Megachile rotundata (alfalfa leafcutting bee), 2923 nucleotides. Its product is annotated as acyl-CoA synthetase short-chain family member 3, mitochondrial. The record is from RefSeq and is a predicted model, not a curated record. Gene Ontology annotation, cellular component: mitochondrial matrix. NCBI's taxonomy places the organism in Eukaryota, Metazoa, Arthropoda, Insecta, Hymenoptera, Megachilidae. Gene Ontology annotation, molecular function: propionate-CoA ligase activity.
UCUCGCCAGCAAAUCCUGAGCAACAUGAGUUUCCAACCCCUACUCUCUGACUCAAAGAUCCUGCAGAAGGAUAAAGGAAUCGAUUAUAUCGUCCCUCCUCAUUAUAUUCCCUGUCAAAAAUACGAAGAGGCUCAUAAGGAGUCCAUAGAGAACCCGGAAAAGUUUUGGGGGGAAGUCUCGAAAUGCGUGGAUUGGAAUAAACCAUGGAAAAAGGUAUUAGACAAUACAGAACAGCCGUUCACCAAGUGGUUCGUCGGUGGCGAACUGAACGCCUGUUACAAUGCAGUUGACCGGCACGUUUACGCGGGAAACGGAAACAAAACAGCGUUGAUCCACGAUAGCCCUUUAACGUCAACCAUUCGAAGAGUAACUUACAAUGAGCUUAUGGAGAAAACAUCUUUGUUGGCUGGUGCAUUGGCUGAUAUGGGCGUCCGCAAAGGGGACAUAGUAAUUAUCUACAUGCCGCUUAUUCCAGAAACUAUAAUAGCCAUGUUGGCGACAACGCGUCUCGGUGCAGCUCACUCAGUAGUAUUUGGCGGUUUCGCCGCAAAGGAAUUAGCAACUAGAAUAGAACACGCGAAACCCAAAGUAAUAAUCGCUGCCAGUUGUGGCAUGGAACCGACCAAAAUUAUCAAGUAUACAACGAUGCUUAACGGCGCCUUGAAUCUUAUUACUGUUAAAAAACCACGAUGUAUCAUAUUCCAGAGAAGAAAUAUAUGGCAAAGCUUUUUAUUGGAAGAUCAGUACGACUGGGAUGACGUGAUAAACAAGUCGAAACCUCACCCAUGUCAGCCCGUCGAGGCGAACGAUCCUUUGUAUAUUUUGUAUACAUCAGGAACAACAGGUGAACCAAAAGGAAUUCUGAGGACGGUCGGUGGACAUCUGGUUUCGGUUUGCUGGACGAUGAAAACGGUUUAUGGUGUGGAUAAAGAUUCUGUUUGGUGGGUCGCCUCGGACAUGGGGUGGGUUGUCGGCCACUCUUACAUCUGUUACGGACCUCUUACCUACGGUGCGACCAGCGUCAUGUAUGAAGGAAAACCUGACAGGACACCGGAUGCUGCGCAAUACUUUAGGAUAAUAGAACAACACAGUGUGAACGCAUUGUUUUGCGUACCUACUGCACUUAGAGUAAUAAGACGCGCUGAUCCGGAUGUAUUACUAGGAAGCAGAUAUUCCACUAAAUCGUUAAAAACAAUAUUCGUCGCCGGAGAGUUUUGCGAUCACGAAACCAAAAUGUGGGCGGAGAAGGUGUUCAAGGUUCCCAUUCUGAACAACUGGUGGCAAUCGGAAACUGGUCAUGCGAUUACAGCACUGUGCUUAGGAUAUGGUCACAAUGCUAGUUUACCAAAGCACAGUACUGGUCUUCCUAUUCCCGGCUACCACAUUGAUAUUUUACGGGAUGACGGUAGUGAGGCAAAAUGCCAUGAGUUAGGAAGAAUCGCUAUAAAAUUACCACUGCCACCUGGUUGUAUAUCUACUCUCUAUCAGUGCGACGAAAGAUUUAAACAAAUAUAUUUCUCGAGGUAUCCGGAUUACUAUGACACCAUGGACGUCGGUUACAAAGACGAGUAUGGAUACAUCUACGUGAUGGCACGCGACGACGACGUAAUCAACGUCGCUGGUCACAGACUAUCCACAUCCGCCCUUGAAGACGUCAUCAUGACUCAUCCUGAUGUCGUGGAUGCUGCUGUGGUCGGUGUACCCGACCUGACUAAAGGAGAGAUUCCUUUAUGUCUUUAUAUAAUGAAAGAAGAUACAGCAAAAAAUGAGAAACAAAUCAACGAGGAACUCGUAGCGCGGGUGAGAAAUUUAAUUGGUCCCAUAGCAUCGUUUAGAAUAGCUGCUGCUGUACGAGCAUUGCCUCGCACGCGUUCAGGAAAAAUUAUGCGAAAAUCAAUCUCCGAUUUAGCACAUUCAAAGCUGGUUAAGAUAUCAAGUACAAUAGAGGAUGUAUCGGUGUAUCAUGAAAUCAAAGAGGUACUUCAGAAACUUGGAUACGCCAAAUUAGCACCUGAUCCUCAAUGAUAAGUGCAGUUAAGAUUUGACCACUUUAUUAUAUAAACUUUCUUUUCUUUUCAAUAAUUGUUAUAUAAAAUGUAAUAAACCUACGCACGAUAUAUAGACGACACGCAUAGGAAUGUUUGACAAACACGUGUCAAAAAUUCGAGUUAACAAAUCAAUUGCACUAAAAACGCAGUAAAAAACAUUUUGGAACAGCAAACGGAGCCGAAAGCUAAACUAAACUUGAUAGUAUCACUCACCGUUAGGCCUUUGCUGCACUUAUAUAAAGAUAAUGUACCUUAAAGUAUGAAAAAGUUAUUUUGAAAACAACCAUGUAUAUUUUUGUUAACAUUACAAAAAAGAAUAAAUUCUUCGAAAUUUGUGUAAGUUUCUCAAUACAUUUUACGCCGUUACUUUGAUCUGUAUUACUGAAAUGAUAUAAAAAAUAAGAGGAAAAAAAAGUGUAAAAUGUAUUACUUUAAGAUUCCGAUAGGAAUAUUAUAUUAACAAGUUUAAAAAUUAUAACAACUCGUACAGUAAAUGUUUCCGAACAAUUUAUAGAAAUAAAAUUAAUGAUUCGUAUUGUUGCUACAGCUGAUUCGUUAUAAAAACAUUAAAUAAAGUGGAAUCGUAAAUGAUUCGAUAUCGUACAGUAAAGAGAAAUGAAACAGGACGAAAGACGCAGAUCGUUUUAGUAUUUGUUAGAAUAAAAUAGCAAAGAAAAGAAAAAAGCAGUAAUACAUGUAAAGAAAGCACUCACAAAAUGUCUGCUUUGAAAAUUCUCUAUAUUAACUUCCUUUUCAGUUAAAUCUCGACAUUAAUUUUCUUUGAUCGCAUGUAACGCUAUAAAUCAUCGAAACUCUUUCUGGAAAAGCACAAGUGUAAGAACAUCUGGUGUUAACAGACACGUAGUACAUCGAUA